This is a messenger RNA of Centrocercus urophasianus (Greater sage-grouse), 1004 nucleotides long. RefSeq names its product shieldin complex subunit 1 (gene SHLD1). Gene Ontology annotation, biological process: regulation of double-strand break repair via nonhomologous end joining. The transcript is spliced from 4 exons. The coding region runs from base 309 to 992 and encodes 227 amino acids. The record is from RefSeq and is a predicted model, not a curated record. NCBI's taxonomy places the organism in Eukaryota, Metazoa, Chordata, Aves, Galliformes, Phasianidae.
GCGGGCCGGGACACUGCGCUUUAUCGCCCCUUAAUCAGCGCUUUGCUUCAGCCCGAUUUUCUCCUCCGUAGCGAGAGGGGGAAAGCUUGUAGCCAUUGCUCCCACUGCUCGUAGGAAGAAAGGUUAUCGGCUGUGACCUGCUCCUCUGCUUCACGGGUUUUGAGUAAACAGUAACAGCUUGUAAAGAAGUGAGCUGAGAUUGACCAACCGUGAAGGAAGGAGAGGAUCCUGAAGCAACGACAAGCUCUUUGCAUCUGGCACCUGUCCCAGAGGACUGCUCCCGUACCAGUUCUGUUCCUAGUGGGACCAUGGACGGAGAGGAGACAUCACCAAGUCAUCACUCAGAAGAGAGCAGCAUAUUGGACCUCCCCUCUGUCUGUGACCUAGCAGAGGGCUUUCUGUCUCCACACAGCACUGAGAACAGUGAGGAACUUUUUAAUUUUGUGGAUACUUUUCCCUCUCCACUCACAGGAGACAGCAAUCUACCCUCUACAGUUCCUGCAGACUUUUCUGCUGGAGGCUCUGAGAAAGCAAAUGUGAGAUGUUAUCCAGAAGCCAGGAUGUGUGAGCACACUGAACCUAAUGAUGCUGCUCUCUCAAGUAUGCAUGAACACAAUAGUAUGGAAGAUGCAAGCAUCAGGAAAUCUCUCGAUAGCUUUUACAAAACAUACUGCAAGAAACAGCCAGACAGCAUGGAUCCCACCUAUGAGGCUGCAUCACAAUGUCUUUUGAAGAAGAUUUCAGAGCUAGCAGACCGGGAUGGUACCAAAUAUGCAUUGCGUUGCCUGCAGUUGGCCCAGCUGGUCUUGAACAGAGACGGAUGUGAGAUCUUUCCAAACCACCCCACUACUGCAUGUUUUUCCAAGCCUGCUGAGGGAGAAGUCAUGGUAGAGGACAGAAAGAGAACACCUGGACUAUCAGAUGACGUCCUGCAAUUCCUCUUCAAACAAACACAGAUGGAAUGUAGCCCUGAUGUGCUGCAUGAGAAGUGAUCAAAAUGCUGG